AGCUGCUAGUACUUCCGCGACGCGUCAGAGGACUACUCGCUCAGUUAGCGUCCGGGUGUCAGAAGAAGAGGGUGUCACUUUUUUGUUAGCGAGCGCUUACACAAAGCUUCCAUCCGUCAUAAGUUUCGAGGGGGAAGCGUCUGUUGGGCCUUUCUCUCCAUCCUGAGGGAGGUGUCAGCAGCCUGCGAUGCUGUUGAGUUUGCAACAAAGGAUUUUUGCAAGAAAGGACUUUUCUAAAGAAAAGGAAGCCUAGACCGGGGGCAAUUUUCCUGGGGAAAGGGAAGGACAUGCUUUACUUAAUCUAAACUUAUUCAACCAUUUGAUUCUCACCUUGUAUGCUUUUGCCCUGUAGUUUAACCAUUCUCUCACAGAGCCUGUGUGCUUUUCACCCGCAGUUUUAAUUAUUUGUGCUUUUGUCCCAUAUUUCAACCAUUCACUGUCCAUAAAGACUAUGCCCUUUUGUACCACAGUUUAAUCAUUCACUUCUGGCCAGAUCCCCCAUAGCCAGGUGUGGUGCCAGUUGCAUUCCAAUUAUGUAAUGAUGGCCAGUCUGUGGCAGAGUCUCACUAUGUAGCCCAGGCUGGCCUUGAACUUGAGGUCUUCCCACCUCAGCCUCCCCAGUGCUGGGAUUACAGGAAGGAACAAGAUUGGACUACUCUCUCCAGUCAUCAAGAGACAGCACAAGUAUCUUCUGCUACGAAAGGGAAUCAAAACAGUGUCAGUAGUACUAAGGGACUACAUGACACUGGACAGUCCGGGAAGACCUGUCUUUCAAAGCGAAUAGGUGACUUCCUAACAGCAUCUUUUCUAUGCUGUCCUCUUCUGGGCUCCUCCCAACCCGAUUCAUCCCACCUCACUCCUUCCUGGUCUUGCCUCUGCAACCUUCUGCGGCUGCGCACAACCCUGCCCGAAAGAAAACGUCUCACCGCCGAAGGUGCAGAAAUUGGUCCCAAGUUUCUGAGGCUGACCGGACGGGGCGGGGCUUGUAGCCGCUUAUUUGUAUAUUUGGCAACGCCUCCUGAAGGCCGACGGAAGUGUUCGGUGUUGUUGCCGGAAGUAGAAAGAGGGCGCGUAUAAUGGCGGCUGCGGCUGAAGUGGAGAAGGCUCCGGUGGACAUCGCGGAGGAGGGGUCUCGCACGGUGGCAGAGAAUCUGGCCGCACAGAAGCGCGAACAGAGACUGCGAAAAUUCCGGGAGCUGCAUCUGAAGCGGAAUGAAGCUCGUAAAUUAAAUCACCAGGAAGUUGUGGAAGAAGAUAAAAGACUUAAGUUACCUGCAAAUUGGGAAGCCAAAAAAGCUCGUUUGGAAUGGGAACUACAAGAAGAAGAAAAGAAAAAGGAAUGUGCAGCAAGAGGGGAAGACUAUGAGAAGGUGAAGUUGCUAGAGAUCAGUGCAGAAGAUGCAGAAAGAUGGGAGAGGAAAAAGAAGCGAAAAAAUCCUGAUCUUGGAUUUUCAGAUUAUGCUGCUGCGCAGUUACGCCAGUAUCACCGGCUAACCAAGCAGAUCAAACCUGACAUGGAAACGUAUGAGAGCCUGAGAGAAAAAUAUGGAGAAGAGUUUUUCCCAACAUCCAACAGUCUUCUUCAUGGGACACAUGUGCCUUCCACAGAGGAAAUUGAUAGAAUGGUCAUAGACCUGGAAAAACAAAUUGAAAAACGAGACAAAUAUAGCCGAAGACGUCCUUACAAUGAUGAUGCAGACAUCGACUACAUUAAUGAAAGGAAUGCCAAAUUCAAUAAGAAAGCUGAAAGGUUCUAUGGGAAGUAUACGGCUGAAAUUAAACAGAAUUUGGAAAGAGGAACAGCUGUUUAAUCCCUUCCAGAACUGUUUUUAGAAGCUUAAGAAUGGAGUGAAAAUUUCUGCUAGCAAAUUGAAGUUCUCUUUAAUAUUUUAUCAGUAAAUCAGAACAUAGUCUAUGCCUUCCCACUCAGCAUUUUGAAAUAAUAAAUUUUUUUUCUUAAAUGUAUACUUCUUGUAUAUUUCCACAGUUUUGUGCUAGGAUAAAAGAUGUAUUUCUUGUAGUGAAGUUGUUUUGUAAAAACCUACUUUGUAUAAGUCCUGAUUAUAUUAUUUUUCUAUGUAUUUUAAGUGUAUACUGUUUAGUCUUUGAGCUUUUGGGCUUAAAAUUGCUGGCAGUGCAUGCAAAUGCAGUCGCUAUUGCUUUGAAUAUUGUGAAUUUGACAAAAUCUAGAGCUGGGCUAUGGAUCCCUGGGGUUGAGGACUGAAGGUGGCAGUGGCCCUUGGAGUUGUUGGUACAGUCAGUGCUGCGCAUGACCGAGUGGGGCCAGUUGGAGGGCCAUCAUUGAGUAUCUGUCUACCGUGUAUAGUUCCUUUUUAAAAGAGCAAUAAAUGCUUUGGAAUAGAAUCUGUACUAAUUAUUUAUAAUUUAAGACAAAGACUCAGUGAUAGAGUGCUUUUCCUUGGGUUCAGUCCCUACCACUGGGAAAUAUUUAUAUAUAUAUAUAUAUAUUUAUAUACAUAUAUAUUAUGAAUAUAUACCUGUACAGAUAUAUAUAUACAUAAAUAUGUAUAUAUAAAAAUUAGUGAAUCCUAUAUACCCAAUAGCCAUGUUCUAUAUAAUUCAUAGUCAAUCUUGUUUCAUCUUUAUUGCUAUCCAUAACUCCUGUUACUUUUUUUUUUUUCAUACUGGGGAUCCAACUCAGGACCUUGCACUUGCAAGGCAGGUGGUGGCACCACUGAGGUGUUACUUCACUAUGUAACUCUGAAAAAACCUAUUAAAACGCUAUUUUUGGGGGUUGGUUUUGGUACUGGGGAUUGAACUCAGGACUGCGUUUGUGAGGCAGGCGCGAUCCCACUGAGCUAAAUCCCUGGACCUAUUAAAACCAAUAAACUAUUAAAACUAUUAAA
Molecule: messenger RNA, 2867 nt
Organism: Heterocephalus glaber (naked mole-rat)
Lineage: Eukaryota; Metazoa; Chordata; Mammalia; Rodentia; Bathyergidae
Gene: Syf2
Product: SYF2 pre-mRNA splicing factor
Cellular component (GO): catalytic step 2 spliceosome; post-mRNA release spliceosomal complex; Prp19 complex
Source: RefSeq, a predicted model, not a curated record